Platichthys flesus (European flounder) is the source of this 6250-nucleotide messenger RNA. It is a transcript of the gene fndc5b, whose product is annotated as fibronectin type III domain containing 5b. Gene Ontology annotation, molecular function: protein binding. The record is from RefSeq and is a predicted model, not a curated record. Lineage: Eukaryota; Metazoa; Chordata; Actinopteri; Pleuronectiformes; Pleuronectidae. The transcript is spliced from 6 exons. The coding region runs from base 336 to 959 and encodes 207 amino acids.
CACGCCGUCGCUCCGUCACCCGCCGCCGGACCCACAGUCCACCACCUGCACCGAGUCACGGUAUCGGAACGCCACCCGCCUCCCCCAACCCACACACACACACACACACACACACACACAUUCUCACACCAGACUCACUCACACCGUCCCCUCCCUUCUCCCGUGGCCAGUGUUGCGCUCCUGCUGCAGCGUCCAAGUUCAGGUGAGCGCUGGUGGCCGGCACAACAAGUCCCGACGCACGGACCAGGGAUGCUCGCUGCCUCCCUCCCGUCGGAUGGGAUGCUCUAGAUGGGCCGCGCAGGAUGUGAAGCCCCGCUACAAGAAGCAGGAGGAGGAUGGUCACACCAGUCUCGUCCGCGGCGGUGCUGCUGCUCCUGCUGGGCUUCCUCUCCGCGUCCUCCGUCAAUGCCGACCCCCUGCUCUCAGCUCCGCUCAAUGUGACCAUCAGAGAGCUUGAGGUCAAUUCAGCUGUGGUCACGUGGGAAAUCUUGGAGGGAGACCCCGUUAUUGGAUUCGCCAUCACCCAGCAGAAGAAGGACGUUCGCAUGCUGAGGUUCAUCCAGGAGGUGAACACCACCACCCGCUCCUGCGCACUGUGGGAUCUGGACGAGGACACCGAGUACAUCGUCCACGUCCAGAGCAUCAGCAUGGGAGGCAGCAGCCCCCCCAGUCAGCCUGUUCUCUUCAGGACGCCGAAAGAGUCGGAGAAGCUGGCGUCCAAGAGUCCAGACGAGGUGACAAUGGAGGAGUUUGGUCACGCUGCCCAACUGAGGGCCGGUGAACUCAUCAUCAUUGUGGUGGUGCUCAUCAUGUGGGCAGGUGUGAUUGUCCUGUUUUGUCGUCAGUAUGACAUCAUUAAAGACAAUGAGCCCAACAACAACAAGGACAAAGCCAAGAACUCCUCCGAGUGCAGUACUCCCGAGCACCCACAAGGGGGGCUACUGCGCAGCAACGUCUAAGACCAGCCCCGCAUCGCCUUGCAAUAACCAACUCCUUGUAUCUCAGGACAGACCCUGAGACCCACAGAAAGCCAUUGUCCGACACCAUCCUACUGAAGAAAAGAUGAACCAUCACAGGAGCUACACACAAUGAAGAACUCUUGAAAUACAAAAGACACAAACGUGAGCUUGAAGAAUCACAGGCUACAAAAAGUCCAACAGGAAACAGAGGAGGACAAAUCCCCUUUCACCUUUGUUGUGCCCAAAACUGAACUGUAGCCUCCUUUUUGUGGGCAGCCGAUAUGACAAAUCACGAAAAUGGCUUUCAAGUCAAGGCACCAGUGGGGACUUGAGUUUCUUCUUGACGAGAACUGCUUGAGUCAUACAUUCUUGUUACUCUUCAUCGGUGGCAUACAGUAAAAUCCCAGGAGUGGAUCAUCAAACAUGAAUGUCUGUUGUUUGUAUAUUCAACUGAAGGUCAGAGACGGCAGAGAUCUAGUCCGUCUCACAGGAACCGCUGGUCCUUUAGGCCCAGGUAUUAGUCAGCACACAACAAAACAAGCAACAAACACACAAGGACUUUCUCUUUUCUACCUGUCCACCCCGGUCAUAACCUCAUAUUUUUUCCUCUCUCUCCUCUUCUUUCUGUGUCUGUGUUUCUCUGAUAAGCACACCACCAUUGGUGCUCCUCCUACUGUGAUUGUUUGAGCCCUCACAAUCCCAGUCUUGAUUAUGGUAUCAUUUUGACACUGUACACCGAGUCUUACUCUCUGUCAUCAGUUAAAUUAUGUGUGUAUUUGUUCUGUCUGGAAUUGGAACCUUAAAGCCCUGUCGGUGCAAAGAUACAACACCAUAUAUUUAUUUUACUUUCAAAGCAUCCCAUAUCUUGUUUGUUUGAGUUGAGUGACGUCUGAAUACAGACAAAGUUGAAGGAUUUGCCAGGAUUGGUCAUCAAAGUAGUUUCUUAUUCCAAAUCAAAAAUGUUAAAUACACUAGAACUUUGAAAGUUAUCAGAAAGAAUUACCCAGGUUCAUAUUAAGGGGUUAUUGUUGAGUGCUGCAUAUUCAGCACCAUAUGCUGUGUAUGGUCUGCAAAGCAUCAUUCCUUAAUGAAAAGAACAUACAGGGCAAAGUUUGGCUGGGUUUCCACUGUGGUUUGGCUGGAGACCAGCAAGGAUGCCAGGCUGCGGAGGCACACAGCUGUUCCAUUUGGCUGUGUUGCCGAUAGAGAUCAGACUGCCAUACAACUGCAAGUUCCAGUACAUGUUAGAUGAACAUGUAUGUCAAUCAGUUGGUUAAAGGAAUGUCGUGUUGACCUGGCACAGUGAAAAGUCAGCCCAUGCACCACUAUGAUUUGAAAAAUGUUCCAGCCUCUAUAGUGGUUUGGCAGUCUGAUAGUUUAAUAUCCUUAGAAAUAUACUCAUCACUCUUCUCGGUUGCUCCUCCAUCACCCCCCUACGAUAACUCUCCCUACCCCCACUUAAUGUGAAAUAGCUGCUUCUUUGAGCAAAAGCAGAAUGGUCAGGCCUACGUACAUUGAAAAGAAAUUGGGAUCCAAGCAAACUAUCAGCAGGACUCAUAUAUAGGCACACAUAUAUAGUAGAGUACAAGGAUGAUGAAUGUUCUAAUAAUAGCUCAUUGUGUGUUUUAUUAUUUGGCUGGCAUUAAUCCCUAUGUAGUGCUGCUUUUCCUUUUCGUGUUACAUUCAUUCCAAACUACAAUGAAUGUAGUACAAAGGAAAAAUGGGCUCAGGAUGAGUGCCGCAGACUGGGUGAGGACGUCGGUAAGUUUUGAGAGACAGAUUACCACAUUGCAGAGUUUGGUGUUUUCAUAGGUUGACAAAAAGAAAAUGUUGGAAUUAUGGCAGCAUAAUCCAAACAAUAAACUUAUGAAUGGAUACAAUCAUUAUGAUUUGCAGCCAUAGGUCUUAAGCUCAAACGGACAUCCCGGCAUUACAAUAUAAAUCAUAGCGUCCCCAGCUGAAUAACCUCAGUUACCACUUCAUCAAGGGUUUUAUGUGAGAGAGUAGAGGACUUUAUCACUGUAGUCCAGUUAAAGCUUUGUUAUCUUCUUUAGGGCUUCCUGUUCAAUUAUGCUGCGUUACCCACAUUGUUACAGAGAUAUUGGACGCCAGCCGCUGGAUAGCGUUGCUCACCAUUUGGGUUCACGAGAGAGUCUGACAGAAAAACACUGCAGAGCUGAGCUCAGCAGAGUUGCAGCCAUGUUAGAGAUAAUUAGUGAAUGUCUGAAUACCUCGCAGUUUGAGAUGACUGCUAAUCAGCUCCACAUACUCGCUUGCACUUUCUGGAUUUAAAAGCUGCCUGGUGUAUUGAAAUGCCCCCCUGUGCUGAGAGAGACAGCCAUGACUUUCCUCAGCUCAAUCUUCAGUUCUGCAAGAACAGCGAUCCCUCACCCUCACCCUGCCAUCCAUUUUUCACCCUCUCCUUAUCAGCCUCCCUCUUUCCUCACUCUAUCUCCAGCCACCUUCAUCCGCCUUCACUCUCCCAUUUAUGACUUUUCCCUUCACUUUCCAUCUCACUGUCGCAAUGCUGUCUUUCUCAUAUAUCAUGGCACCCUUGCUCGUUUCCCCUGUCACCGGUCUCAUCCUCUCUUCUCCUCCCUCUCCCCGGUUUCUCAUUAUAUCCACUCUUACUCACUAACCAGCUCUCCUCUCUCGUUCUUCUGCUCCGACCAUAGACCGCUGCCUAUCGCUCGCACCUCUGCUCAUUUAUCACCUUUUUGUCUCGGACUGGCCAGGACGGACCUGGUAAACAAGUGGGAGUGAAAUAGAAGGAUGGAGGGAGUGAAUGGAAGAAUAAAUAAAAGAGGAGAAGUCAAAGGAAAGUGAGUGGAAGAAAAGCACUAUUUACACUUAUAACAAGCACAGAUUGUAUCAAGUGUAUUAAGAGCAAUACUUAGCAGUUAGUUUAGUGGAUGGCUUCUUUUUUUUUUUUUUUUUACCUAUUCCAAUAUGUAGAGUGACUGUAUUCUUUAAUGUAAGUUGCAAAUGUUAGCAUGUUCAGCUCAACAGGUUGUGUUUUAAGUAGAGCAUGUACUGUAUAUUCUAGUAUUAAGUGGAAGCUGGUCCUGGAUCCUAUUCAGCUAAUGCUCGAGGUUCUGUCCUGAUCUUAAUUAGAUUUAACUGGUAAUGUAACUAAUGUUACCUGAGCUAGCGCUAUAUUUGCGAAAACAAGACAGUUAUAACUCAUCCUAAAACCGCAAAAUUGUGAAGCAAAUGUGGUUUUAGCCACAGGCUGCAUGAUGUUUCUGCAGUCAAGCUCUAAGUUGGCACAGUUGGGCUCGCCAGGUUCUGCAGGUGGCUGCAGGUACAGCUGGUUCUUUUCGAGUGCAGCACUGACAAUUUCCAUUCAAGAAUUUCAGCGUGUAAAAGCAGGCCAUUCACUUUUACUUCCUGCGUCCCCUUUGUCGUCUAAACACAGAUCCUCGAGGAAUUCCAUCCAGGAAGGAGGCCCCGUUCAAAGUAAAGCACAUCGGGGCACAGGGCUGUCAAAGACGGUGCUUCUGUGACGUGAACUCAUGGAACCAUGCGAGAUUCAUUUGCCGAGUUUCUGGUUAAUGUUAUCAAUUCACAAGAUAUGUGCAGAGUGGAUGCAGCAGCUCAGGGCUCGUGCACGUGAGCCUGCAGACCCAUUCUUAUGCCAGACACAUUUGACCCAUAUUUCCUGACUGGUAGUGAGAGUCUCAUCAGGACAUCUUUAAAGUGCUGGAAAAGUGUGUCUGCUGUUGUUUUGGAUGACUCAUAAAUUCCAAGAGAAAGCUCCUCUGACUCCAGAUUUAGAGUCACAACAUUAAAGCAGACGGACACCUGCUUAUUGAUCGGGAUGUCGGCUGCAUCGUCCAUAAUUACUGAGAAAAACUUUAUUUCUUCACUCUGCGUUCUCAAACACGUCAUGGACCAUCAUUUUAGUCACCUUGCUUAAGAUAUCAUGAGAUAGCCACUUGCACUCCUUGCAAGCCAGCCAUGAGUGGAACACUGGGAUAUCUUGAGCAAGCAAAUUUAGCAACUGGGUCAAGUUGGACUCCUCUUAAGUUUUUCCUCUAAUGGAGAAUCUCUGAUCCGAAACAUAUUGGAUGGAGGAUAGAAUAGACAACAAAGCUUGCCUUGCCUUGCAUCAGCCAUCUGUUUUUGCUUCCAGGCAGGAAUAGAAGCAGCCACGUCAACACCCGCGUUAGCAGUAGCAACGGUGCUAACAGCAGCUCCAUGCAGGUUUGACUUUGCAGAGUCUGAAUCGUUCCAGUGCUUUAGCCCAAAUGGAAAAAACAUCUCUAACAAAGGUUUCAAAGACUUUUAAGAAACUCAUGCCAAAAAGUUUAGCUUUAUUUUGGUUGACAUAGCAACAGCUUUCUUUUUAAGCUAAAAGAACAGCCCCAAAACAUUUUCACACUAAACCCUAGCUUGACAUGUGUAACAAGGGGAUAGGGCUUUGUUAUCGGUCCAUUAAAAAUCUUUUAAAAGUGGUUAACUAAAUAGCAGUAGCAAAAUUACAUGAUGAAAAAGUUCUAUAAGCGUAACAUAUGUUUGUGCCCCGUCGUCCUGUGAUGUAACCUGUUUACUGUACUGCAGUGGUGUACAACUAUAGGGACUCAUGACAUCACUGAUGGUGACGUCAUGGUCAAACAUCAAACGCUUUUUCAAGGUUCCACCAAAGGCAGCAGUAAAGCUAAUUAGAUUAAUCCACGCACCAGUCUCUCAAACUGUAUGAACGGGUGUAAAACAUGUGACUUGAAAGAAGAGCGAUUAGAAGAAAAGCCUGUGUAGGAUGAAUAAAUGACUCCAGUGUUGUGGUUGGCCAUUAACUUAACGCAGAGAAGUGCUUCCCACACAAACAAAGAGAGAGAGACUAAAAGAGAAGACUUGUGAUUAUAUGAAGUUUAUGAUGCUACUUGUGAUUGAUCGACACAAACUGUUCUGUUCUAAGUUUCUCAAUAAACCGGAUGCACAGGGAUAAAAAUCAGCGGGACGUAAAUCUGAUGUAGUGGGUGAUAAAGUACAAAUGUGCUUUAAAGCUAUAAUAGCACUGAACCUCAAGUGGUAUUACUUUCCACUGGUCUAAUCCAAGUGCACAUACACACUCACUUAAAACACUGGCUCACACACAGAGCCCAUUCUCCGGCUGGCUGGGGACCAAACUGUCACACUGAGGGAAGCAGCAGAAGGCGGGUCUGGCUCCGACAGCUCGGUCUCCGUCUAUCUGAGGCUGCAGGAGGCGACUCAACAGCUGCUCGCGGUGAACAUCCAAUGAGCCGUGUGAGAGUAUGGAGACUGAGACGGACAGACAAUCCUAAAGACGG